AUGCAUUCCAAAGUUGUAAUUAUUGGUUCUGGUCCUGCUGGGCAUACCGCCGCUCUUUAUUUGUCUCGAGCAACUCUAGAGCCGGUUAUGUUUGAGGGAUUCCUUGCGAAUGGCUUUGCUCCCGGUGGUCAACUUACUACGACCACUGAAGUGGAAAAUUAUCCUGGUUUUCCUGAUGGAAUAAUGGGUUCAGAGAUGAUGGAUAAAUUUCGACAACAAAGUAUUAGGUUUGGCACAAAAAUAUAUACAGAAACUAUAUCAAAAAUUGAUACUUCUACACGUCCGUUUAAGCUUUGGCGUGAAAAUAAAGAAGAUAAUGAUCCAGAUACUGCUGAUGCGCUCAUUAUUGCUACUGGUGCUGCUGCAAAAAGGCUAAAUCUUCCUGGUGAAGACCAAUAUUGGCAGAAAGGUAUCUCUGCAUGUGCAGUUUGUGAUGGUGCUUUACCUAUUUUCCGCAAAAAACCUCUUGCGGUAGUCGGUGGUGGUGAUUCUGCCGCUGAAGAAUCCAUGUUUCUUACAAAAUAUGCGACUCACGUUUAUGUAUUGGUCCGCAGAGAUAAACUUCGUGCAUCAAAAGUUAUGGCAAAUCGUUUACUCAACAAUCCAAAAAUUACUGUAUUAUGGAAUACCGUUCCUAUCGAAUGUAAAGGUAAUGGGGAACUACUUGAUAAAUUGGUGACCAAGGAUACCAAAACUGGUGAAAUUAAGGAACUACCUGUAAAUGGUUUAUUCUAUGCUAUUGGUCAUGCACCAGCUACCGAUUUAGUUAAAGGAAAAUUAGAUUUAGAUGAAGAUGGUUAUAUUCUUACCAAACCAGAUAGUACCUGCACGAACAUAGAAGGUGUUUUCGCUGCAGGUGAUGUAAAAGAUAAGAAAUAUAGGCAGGCUAUUACAAGUGCUGGAUCUGGAUGUAUGGCUGCAUUGGAAUGCGAACGUUGGCUGAGCGAACAUUUUGCUGAAUAA
Molecule: messenger RNA, 963 nt
Organism: Scutellospora calospora
Lineage: Eukaryota; Fungi; Glomeromycota; Glomeromycetes; Diversisporales; Gigasporaceae
Source: the annotation of a GenBank genome assembly